AUGGCAAUCUUUGCAGUCGGUGCAUUUACUAUAAUCAUCGCAAUUAUCCGUCUUGCUGUUAUCUCGAGCGAAGUAUUGGAAUACGGCCCAACUUUGCCAGACGUCACUUAUCCUGCCGUAGGCUGCUUUGUGGCAUGUAUGCCGACCUAUUCACCACUUGUCAAGCCUCUGAGACAUGUUCAGGAUUACGUGAGUCUAGUGAGCGUAUCUUGGACUCGUUCAUCUAAUGCUAGCUGGAAAGGAACAAACAAAAUCGAAGAUAGCAAUGCGGAUAACUUCUAUCUUGCAAAUUACAAACCGGCUGGCACAAGAGAAGUAACAGUGGCCAGGAAAUCCUCAAGCAUCAACUCUCGACAAGAACUCCAUCUUGUUCCUGGAACCGUAACAGUGAAGAAUGAUUUCACUCGGGAAGACCAUAGGGAGGAUAGCUGGUGA
Botrytis byssoidea is the source of this 435-nucleotide messenger RNA. RefSeq lists its product as uncharacterized. The record is from RefSeq and is a predicted model, not a curated record. The coding region runs from base 1 to 435 and encodes 144 amino acids. The transcript has 3 exons. Lineage: Eukaryota; Fungi; Ascomycota; Leotiomycetes; Helotiales; Sclerotiniaceae.